Linum tenue is the source of this 810-nucleotide messenger RNA. Lineage: Eukaryota; Viridiplantae; Streptophyta; Magnoliopsida; Malpighiales; Linaceae. The record is from the annotation of a GenBank genome assembly.
GAAGAGACGACGUGCGUUUGUUUGUGGUGGGGUCAGAAACCAAGGGAUCUCUCUCACCUCAUCUUCUCCAAUUCACCAAAUCUCUCCUGGAAUUUCAUUCCAUGGAAGCUGAAAGAAAAUCCAGCCUCUUCUUCAUCCAAAACGACGAACCGCCGACCGCCAGAAGCUUCAGCAUCGAUUCCAGCAAUGGCUUCCGCCCCUGCAUCAAGAAAAAGAAGAACAAAACCACAGGCGUUAUGCAACUAAUCAGGGCUGCAUUGUUCAUGAUCAACAACAAAUCCAGCAAGAAGAAAUUGUUGGGCCUGGUUCGCCCGUUGCAAUUGGAGAGCCACCAAUUACCGCCGCCGUCGUCGUCACCGCCCGCGUUACGCCGGAUUCAGGCGUCAUCUGCGGUGGUGGCACAGGGGGAUCGAGAGGUUGCUCCGCCGUCGCCGGCGGCGAUGAGCCAGUACGCGUCGGCGAACAGCCUGGCGGAUCUAGACGAGAAGGAGGAGGAAGAACAUGGCGAUUGCUACUACGAUGGUGUGGAAGGGGACGAGAUGAUCGAUUCCAAGGCGGAGGAGUUCAUCGCCCGAUUUUACCAUCAAAUGCGGCUCCAAGAUCAACGCCCAAAUUAGUUGUCUCGGUUCGACCGAUUUCCGUACCUUGGAGCUUCUAUGGAUUUGUUCGGUUGUCUCUUUCGGUUGAAUUUGGUUUGGCGGUUUGGUGUGAAAUUCGGCUAUGGAAAAAAUGUGUUUCAUUCUAGAGAGAAGCAGAUUUAGUGAACUCUGUCAUCAUUCUUCGAUUCUUUAAUUUUUUCUUUUUUUUUCU